This is a messenger RNA of Dreissena polymorpha, 3667 nucleotides long. RefSeq lists its product as uncharacterized. Gene Ontology annotation, cellular component: extracellular region. NCBI's taxonomy places the organism in Eukaryota, Metazoa, Mollusca, Bivalvia, Myida, Dreissenidae. The record is from RefSeq and is a predicted model, not a curated record. Gene Ontology annotation, molecular function: chitin binding. The transcript has 15 exons. The coding region runs from base 1 to 1704 and encodes 567 amino acids.
AUGAAAUAUAAUGACAAAGUUGUGGCUCAAACACGGACACCUGCGACUGACCAACCGCUGUCUGCAGCCCAACUUGAUCUGAACUCAAGAUGCACUGGACGUUGUGUAUCCGAGGUAUGCUACCUGCCUGACGAAAAUGACUGUCGCAACUUCAUCGUCUGCGAGCGGGACGCCAGGGGACGCUACUUUGCGAACCUGCUAGCCUGUGCCUUCGGUACUUACUGGGCGGGGCUUCAAAGACAGAGGAAGAUCACCUGCGAUCUCCCGGAGAAUGUGAUCUGCAAUAUAAACUACUGUGCUGGGAAGGUUGUCGGGGAAAAGUACGACCACUAUGACGGCAACUGUAAAACCUACUGGGAAUGCACCCCCAAAGGUCCAAAGCCUUUCUGCUGCAGAGAUGGCUUCCGCUACGACGCCACCACGAAGGAUUGUGUAGUGGAUGUGGCCGGCACCUGCAACCACGUGUGUCCAAUCAAAAUAGACGCUUGCAUGCAGUUGGGGCAGUCAUCGGAGUUCCUAAACGAUGGCAACUGUCGCACCUACUGGAACUGUGAGGACAGGCGCCCCCACCCUGUCUGCUGUCCGGACGGUCAGGGAUAUGACAUCCAGGCGAAUAGGUGUGUGCCAAAUGUGGGGUGCAGGGACCAAUGUCCGAGAGAGUACAUGCCGGACAAUUGCUUGCAGCAAGGCGUUGAGAAGUACAACAUUCAUGACUCACACUGUAGAACAUACAUGCGUUGUAACGCGCAGGACGGUGAUGAACGCUGGUGUUGCCCGUCUGGUGAAUACUUCAACACCGCCACCCAGAUCUGUGAGAUUAUGCAGGCAGACUCAACCAAUGUGUGUGAUGACGUGUGCCCCCUUGGUUACAAGGAAUUUUGCCCUCUACGGGCCUCCACCACCAACAGUUCCACGUACAUGGUGAUGAUCGGCGGUGUGGAGGUCUCCAUGCCUUGCGCGCCGGGCACGCUGUUCGAUUUCAACAAGUGCGGAUGUGCGGUCAAGGUGGCAAACGCACCAGACAACUCUUGCAACAUGGAGAUCGACAUCCUCUUUGACAGUCCCCAAAUGAUCCGCCGGGGCUCUCAGGACAAUGUGGAGAUUAUCCGCAAUGGAAUCGUCGAGGAAGGCGCUACGUUGAAUGGACGCAGUCCAUUCCGAUUCAAUGGAAAUCUUCGUUUCCGAACGCCAUUUGGACAGCAACAGUAUGACCACGUCUACGCCAGUGUGAUUUUCCUGCCAGAGACCUCGGCUACUUCCAGACAGGUGCUCAUCUCUAACUGUAUGAACAUGGAACUGGGAGGUCCCACCAUGGACCUGGCCCUGCUCAAUGGAGAGGUGGUUCUGACUGUAGUGACCAACCAUUUGUUAGCCAGCAACUCCACAGGCAGUAAGGUCUUGAAGCUUCCAUAUGACGUUAACAUAUGGCAGGUGGUGACAUUCAUGUAUGACGGUGAAAAUCUUCAUAUGGCUGUCGAGGGCCAGGGACCAGCAAAAUAUGCGUCCGUUCCUGUGACCGGUGGAAUAACUGUGGCUGCAGAGGGUCUUGACUUUGGUGGCUGUCCCCCCAUGCAAACAACAAGCAAUGAUGGCUUUAUUGGCCAAAUGGCGAAGCUGAUGUUCUCCAAAUGCCUGAAGAAGGAAUGGGUGGACAACUUCUUUACCAUUGUGAGGGUUGCAGCCGUUCCAGCUGGAAGCGGGUAAAAGGCCGCUAUAUUGGAAAGCUGCAACCGGACCAUUGCUGCAGACUUUGUCUUAACCAUUUGACACUCAGAUAUGCACUUUGACGCACGUCUUUACUCUUAAGAAAAUCAAAUCAAAUUAAAGACCUUUUUUAUUAGAUUCAAGUUUUAAAGGCUUCUUUCCAACCUUUAGAUACUGAUGAGCAGCAAACAGCAUACAAUCUGAACAGACUGCGAGUUACCCACAGGCUGUUCUGGUUUUAUGCUGGUUGCAUAUAGCCAAUUUCAGGCAUUUUCACUUUGCUUCUGAGUGGGAAAGGGUUAAACGUUAUUUUAAGCUUUAUUAAACUGGACCCGUUUUCAUCAACCCACACUGUUUUGCUCUCAGAAUGAUUUUUAUUGGAAGUUUACAUGGCAUUUAUUACCUUAAUGACUUUAAGAUGACAAGAUAUUUUCUUUUCUUUAGUUGGGUUUUGGGGGCAUGUUGAACUUUAUUUCAGUCAUUUUAUGCUUUUCAGUUAACCAACUCAAUAUCAUCAUGGACAAUAAUUAUAUUUACUUGAACAUGCAAAUAUUUAUCGUUUUCAAUACUGUAUAUUUUUUCUUUAUGCGUCUAAACAUCGGUUGCUUAAUACGCGGCCCCUGUUCCAUUCUGUGGUUUUACACUUUUGGUUGUUAACUGUGCUAUCAAAAUACAUGUAUGUGUAUUUUCAAGCAACUGUUUUAUUACAUACCUGGGGACCGUUUCAAUAAAGAUUGUAAUACACAUUUACGAUACGAAACAUUUUUCGAAGAAGCAUAAUUGCUCAAGUCCAUAUCAUAUGUUUAUAAAUUUUCAGUACUUAAUUUCUUACAUUUGCAACUCUAGUGCCUUAUAUAUUUGACGAGCGUAGCGAGCUAGUUCGUCUACUUAUUAAGAUUACAAAAUUCUCGCGUAAAUUAACAUUCUCGUAUGAUCAUUCAUGAAACGGCCCCCUGAUUUGGCGAAAUGUGAGUUUGAUAACUUUGUGAAUCUUUAUCUUUUGGCACCAGAAUUCAACAUCAAUUUUGAGCGUCUAGCCCUAAUUUUUCGACACUUUCAUAAGGUAAUUAUAGGAAAUUUAGCUCUGAUUUAAAUUGCAAUAAAAUAUGGACUACUUAUGUUGUGUAAACAGAUUUUAUUUUUAAUGACGAUUGUGUGCAAGAUCAUCAUAUAAUUUUUGUGUUUUUCAAUAAUUGUUAAGUGUUAGUUUUGAGUGUCCAACUUAGAGCCUGAAGUGGGUGAUCCUUAAGAGAGAAAGUUAGUUAACCCUUUACCGAUUAGAUACGUUUUUUCACGCAUUUGUAGUCCCUUAGAAAGUUAUUUAAUUUAAGACAUUUCUUACUAGAAUUAUGUUAUCAUUUGCCUUUCAUUUACCAAUAACAAGCAGCCAAUAAUUACUGUGCCAUCAAUGAAAUUGUGUAGAAUACAACACGCCAAUGAAUGUAUCUGUUUAAAAGUGAUAUGCAUAAUACUUGUACAAUGUAAUAAAUGUAUCACUCGACUGAGCAUGAGUGUCCUUUUUUCUUAUGUCUAUCGGUUCACUCUAAACUCAAUGGAAACAUUGGCUUAUGGCGAGUUUGCCCAACAGAACAUCACUAUUAAGAUCACGAUCUCCGGAGCAUUCAUUUUGCUGGGUUCUGAGAAAACAGGGCUUAAUGCAUGUUCAGUGCACACAGGCUAUUCAGAGACGGCACAUUCUGCUUCCUUAAAGGAUUUUUGUGUCUACAGAAGUCCAAUCUAAAGUAAAUUCAAGUCUAGUAGGAAUGUAUGGUCCCCAAUUAGCCAGUUCAGACUGCACAGGCUAAUCUGGGACGACACUUUAUGCACAUGAAUAAAUCCCAUUUUUCCAAAGCCAGGCUCAUGUGUAAAUUGAAAGUGUUGAUUUGUUGGUUUCAGUGUUAGCUUUACCUUGCAUUUGUAGAUCUUAUGUUGAAAGAGAUGUGCUGUAUCUGCUAUCAUACUA